UGUGAACAGGCAGGUUUCACUUGCGAUUUUUUGGGUGUCUGUGUGGAUUAGAACUGUGACGUAUUGCCCUCUCCAGACCUGCCCUGAAGGCAGCAAAGGAGCUGGGUACUGCUCGUCCAGCUGCGAGUUCAUGUGACCUCUUCACCUUGCUGGUUUGCCCUGCAGAGGAGAUCGCUAGGCUGACACCUCUCAGUUUGCUCAUCUCCUGCGACUGCAGUUGGCUGAAACAGGUCCCCAAAGGCUCCAAAGGUCUGAACGAAGAAUGCUCAGAGGCCGGUCCCUGUCCGUGACUUCCCUCGGCGGACUCCCUGUAUGGGAAGCUGAAAGACUCCCCGUGGAAGAUCUACUGCUUUUUGAAGUUUCCUGGGAGGUGACCAACAAAGUUGGGGGCAUCUAUACUGUGAUUCAGACCAAGGCCAAAACAACAGCAGACGAAUGGGGAGAAAACUAUUUCCUGAUAGGUCCAUAUUUUGAGCACAAUAUGAAGACGCAAGUGGAACAGUGUGAGCCCAACAAUGAUGCUGUCAGGAAAGCCAUGGAUGCAAUGAAUAAACAUGGCUGCCAGGUGCAUUUUGGAAGAUGGCUGAUAGAAGGGAGUCCCUACGUGGUGCUCUUUGACAUAAGCUCCUCUGCAUGGAAUCUGGACAGGUGGAAGGGUGACUUCUGGGAAGCAUGCGGUGUUGGCAUUCCUCAUCAUGACCGAGAAGCCAACGACAUGCUCAUAUUUGGGUCUUUAACUGCCUGGUUCUUAAAAGAGGUGACCGACCAUGCAGACGGCAAACACAUCAUUGCCCAAUUCCAUGAAUGGCAGGCAGGCACCGGGCUCAUCCUGUCCCGUGCCAGGAAACUCCCCAUCGCCACGGUGUUUACGACCCAUGCCACGCUGCUUGGGCGGUACCUCUGUGCCGCAAACAUUGACUUCUACAACCAGCUCGACAAGUUCAACAUAGACAAAGAGGCGGGGGAAAGGCAGAUUUAUCACCGCUACUGCAUGGAACGGGCCUCUGUGCACUGCGCCCACGUGUUCACCACCGUGUCAGAGAUCACAGCCGUUGAGGCGGAGCACAUGCUGAAGAGGAAGCCUGAUGUAGUGACUCCAAAUGGCUUGAGUGUUAAGAGGUUUUCUGCAGUGCAUGAAUUUCAAAAUCUUCACGCCAUGUACAAGGCCAGAAUCCAGGACUUUGUUCGAGGUCAUUUUUAUGGUCAUUUGGACUUUGAUCUUGAGAAGACUUUAUUCCUUUUCAUUGCUGGGAGGUAUGAGUUCUCAAACAAAGGAGCAGACAUCUUCCUUGAAUCUUUAUCCAGGCUCAAUUUCCUUCUAAGGAUGCACAAGAGUAACGUCACUGUCGUGGUGUUUUUCAUCAUGCCUGCCAAGACAAACAAUUUCAACGUGGAAACCUUGAAGGGCCAGGCUGUGCGGAAACAGCUGUGGGACACUGUGCAUUCUAUGAAAGAAAAGUUUGGAAAGAAACUCUACGAUGGGUUAUUGAGAGGAGAAAUUCCUGACAUGAACAAUAUUUUGGAUCGAGAUGACUUAACAAUUAUGAAAAGAGCCAUUUUUUCUACUCAGAGACAGUCUUUGCCUCCUGUGACCACUCACAACAUGAUCGAUGACUCCACGGAUCCCAUCCUCAGCACCAUUAGACGAAUCGGACUCUUCAACAAUCGUGCAGACAGAGUCAAGGUGAUUUUACACCCAGAAUUUCUGUCCUCCACCAGCCCCCUACUACCCAUGGAUUAUGAAGAAUUUGUCCGAGGUUGUCAUCUUGGGGUGUUCCCAUCAUACUAUGAACCGUGGGGUUACACUCCAGCUGAAUGCACCGUGAUGGGCAUCCCUAGCGUGACCACAAACCUCUCGGGGUUUGGGUGUUUCAUGCAGGAGCACGUGGCUGACCCCGCUGCCUACGGCAUUUACAUUGUCGACAGGCGCUUCCGCUCCCCGGAUGAUUCUUGCAAUCAGCUGACGCAGUUUCUCUAUGGGUUUUGCAAACAGUCACGCCGUCAAAGAAUCAUCCAGAGGAACCGCACGGAGAGGCUCUCGGAUCUUCUGGACUGGAGAUACCUGGGCAGAUAUUACCAGCACGCCAGACACCUGACACUAAGCAGGGCUUUUCCUGACAAAUUCCACCUGGAGCCCAUAUCACCACCAACGACGGAUGGGUUUAAGUACCCCAGGCCCUCCUCAGUACCACCUUCUCCACUGGGAUCUCAGAACUCCAGUCCUCAGAGCAGUGAUGUGGAAGAUGAAGGAGAUGAGGAUGAAAGGUAUGAUGAGGAAGAGGAGGCCGAGAGGGAUCGGUUAAACAUCAAGUCACCGUUUUCUCUGAACCACGUUCCAAAGGGGAAGAAAAAGCUUCAUGGGGAAUAUAAGAACUGAUUCAGCUCAAACAAAGUGAGAAUGAUUCGUCGUGGGGAUGACUGUCAAAACUCCAAGUUCAAACUGAUGUGGACCAAUGGAUAUUUACAACUUGACUUCUGAUAUCUAGAAUUUGUGUCCAAAUCAUUGAUAGUAAGUUGUUACCAGCAACGUGUGUCACUUUACAGUAACGGUACUCUUGUCUAAGUGGAAAUUUCAAUCUUUUACAGAUAAUAAAUUGCCAAAUCUAAAUGCA
Messenger RNA from Meriones unguiculatus (Mongolian gerbil), 2612 nucleotides. RefSeq names its product glycogen synthase 2 (gene Gys2). Gene Ontology annotation, cellular component: cytoplasm. Lineage: Eukaryota; Metazoa; Chordata; Mammalia; Rodentia; Muridae. Gene Ontology annotation, molecular function: alpha-1,4-glucan glucosyltransferase (UDP-glucose donor) activity. The transcript is spliced from 17 exons. Bases 263 to 2377 code for a protein of 704 amino acids. The record is from RefSeq and is a predicted model, not a curated record. Gene Ontology annotation, biological process: glycogen biosynthetic process.